GGCGAUCGGAUGCCUGAUGUGGACGAAGCUGACGAGGCCAGACAUCGCCCUGCCUCUGAACAAGCUCCAGAAGAUCGCCCACUCACCCACCGGGAGGAUAUGGAACGCGCUUGUGCGGAUCAUGUCCUACCUGAACUUCACGAAGGACUUCGGCAUCACCUACGUACGGGGGUCAGGACAAGACCUAAGCGUGUUUGUCGAUGCCAGCUACGCUGACAAAGAAGUAGACAGGCGUUCUACGACCGGGCUAGCUGGCGUGAAGCAGGCGUUGAUUGUGCGUGGCGUUGUGUCGUUCAUAGCGCCCGAGACGAGUGGGGCGAAGAUCAAGGCCCUUGAGGGCAACAAGAGGGCUCUCACCUAAUGGAGAACCCGUUCAGCUCAG
This is a messenger RNA of Ectocarpus sp. CCAP 1310/34, 382 nucleotides long. The record is from the annotation of a GenBank genome assembly. NCBI's taxonomy places the organism in Eukaryota, Phaeophyceae, Ectocarpales, Ectocarpaceae.